AAGACACGAGUCAGUACACAUGAGUCAGCGGUCGGACAACAAAGCGGAGAAUGGUAGUUUGGUGAUUCAAUUUCUUUCCACGAAGCCUCUGUAUUUCACAUCAAAGCCCUAAUGAGUUCAUAAGCUUCCCAAAUAAAUCCAUUUACUGGGUGAUUCAGAAGAUAUUUCAGUCCUGAGCUUGACAAAAACCAAUGAGCCGUACAGAAGGUUUACCUGGACUUGGUUCAUCAAAGGAUCCACUGCUUUCAGAUCCUGAAUCUGAGGUAGAUGAAGACGAAGAAGCAGAUACUUCUGAGCAGAUACUGUACACAGCCUCCUUUGAUGAACUUGCAGAAAAUAAUCUGCAGUAUGAUACCAUUAUAUGGAUGUCUAUUUCAUUGCUCCUUGUUUUAGCUUGGGGAGUAGGAAUCAUUAUGUUGCUGUACCUUCCCUUCAAGAGAUAUGUGCUUCAGAAAGAUAUUUCAUCUCGUAAAUUACAUGUUACACCUACUCAAAUAGUCUACAAGGUAUCGAGACCUUCAUAUAUUCCAUUUUGGGGAGAUGUGACAGUAGAGAAGCAGGUACCUCUGUCUCUGGUGAUUGAUAUUAUCAUUGAACAAGGUUGCUUGCAAUCGGUUUAUGGCAUCCAUACACUUAGAAUCGAAAGCAUAGCACAUGGAAAAGCUGCACCUGUGGAUGAACUACUAGUUCAGGGAGUCUCUAACCCUGGACUUCUGAGGAAGGUCAUCAUAACAGAAGCUGCAAAGGUUCUACAGGAAGUGGGUACAAAUUGGAAACCUCCUGCUCUCACUGGUGAAGGGGAAAGUGUGGUUCGUAUGACAUCUUUGACAGAGGGACCAGCUGUUCUACUUAGAUCACCAUCAAAAAGUUUGAAGAUAACAGGUUCACCACGCCACACUCCAGCAGAUCGCAAAAGCAUAAUUCCUGGUGAUUUACUACUUAAUAAACUUGAAGAAGUUACCAAAUCAGUAAAGAAAAUUGAGUUUCUAAUUGAGAAAUCCCAAGCCUCUCCAGAAAGCAGCUGAACUGAAGUUAAUAUCAAAACCGCAAUGGCCAAUUAUCUGUUGGGUUGCCAAAUGACUUGCUGAGCAGGGUCAAGGUUGUAGACCUAACUGAUGAAUCUCAGCUAGUCAUCGCCUGUAUUUUUCGUGGGUGGAGUUGGUGUAAUCUUGAAUGUGCAUGUUGUAAUAUUUGGCAAACAAAAUGGAACAUUGUACCCUAUUGAUUUGUUUGAGCUAUUAUUUUGGUUUUAAGGAACUCAUAGAUAGAAGAAUCUCCUUUCCACCA
This is a messenger RNA of Vitis vinifera (wine grape), 1287 nucleotides long. RefSeq lists its product as uncharacterized. The transcript has 7 exons. The record is from RefSeq and is a predicted model, not a curated record. The coding region runs from base 192 to 1025 and encodes 277 amino acids. Lineage: Eukaryota; Viridiplantae; Streptophyta; Magnoliopsida; Vitales; Vitaceae.